This is a messenger RNA of Zerene cesonia (dogface butterfly), 996 nucleotides long. RefSeq names its product protein jim lovell-like. Lineage: Eukaryota; Metazoa; Arthropoda; Insecta; Lepidoptera; Pieridae. The coding region runs from base 253 to 996 and encodes 247 amino acids. Gene Ontology annotation, biological process: regulation of transcription by RNA polymerase II. The transcript has a single exon. Gene Ontology annotation, molecular function: protein binding. The record is from RefSeq and is a predicted model, not a curated record. Gene Ontology annotation, cellular component: nucleus.
CUUCGUACCACGCGCUCGUCCCGGCCGCUAGUUCAUUCCGCGCCCGCGAGCCGACCGCGCCGCACGUCCGCGUUAACUCUCUAGUGCUGUGCAGUGCUUGCUUUGACGUUUGUGUAAUGCGAACGCCGCUAGCCGGGAACACUAUCUGAGCGAAAGGGUUGUGCAACGGGCGGAGGGCGGCGCGAAACCGCGCUUGCGCCCCCCGGCACGAUAAGCCGAGACAUCACACACGCGUCCACACCGGCACGCGAGAUGGACGACAAACCGACGGCUGGUGAGGAGCACUACAGCCUGCGCUGGAACAACCACCAAGCGCACCUGCUCCGCUCCUUCGAAGCGCUUCUUCACGCGGAGACUCUCGUUGAUGUGACUCUUGUGUGCGCCGAGCGCCGCGUACGCGCGCAUAAAGUUCUGCUGGGUGCCUGCAGCCCGCUGUUCCGACGGAUAUUCAGCGAAAACCCGUGCAAGCACCCGGUGAUCGUACUGAAAGAUUUUCAAGGAUGGGAAGUGCAAGCUGUGGUGGAUUUUAUGUAUCGUGGCGAAGUUUCUGUGGCGCAGGAGCAGCUCGGAACUGUGAUACGUGCGGGAGAGUCGUUACAAGUGCGCGGUUUGGCCGACCAAGAGGCGCCAGAGACGGUGGAGUCGGAGAGGUCUCCCGUUGGAAGCCCUCCUACCGGGCCCACGGCUGCGUCGCCGCCAGCGAGUCCGCACAGCCCGCAGCCACGCAGGAAACAAGCGAGACCACGACGUCGUUCAGGAGAAUCUGAUACACCAGAAAACUUAUCAAUGCGAAGAUCUCCGAGUGGCUUGAAAGCUGUGCGUCUAUCACGCGGGAGGUCUCCACAUAAGCAAGAACCAGAGGAGCCAGAAGCCGAGGCACCGCCACCACCAAGAAUGUUUCCGCCACACCAGGACAUGUUCCCGCCUGUACCACCACCCGCAGUUUCAGCACUUUCACUAACGCCACCGCACAGUAAGUACUUUAAUAGUUCUUAA